UUUAUACAGCCCACACUCACUGAACGUGGGACAGCAGCUCUGAACUCCAGCAGCAGGGCAGGUCAUUCCCUUAGACUGACUGUGCGAAUAUAAAGCAAGGAUUUCAUCUUCCACACUUGGUCGAAUCAUUAUAAGCUUGGUUGCAUCUGAAUCGCUACUGCCAACUCAUAACGGCCUGAUGAUAUGAAGCUCUUUCACACGAUAACUUUACUUCUACUGCUCCUGUGCCUAUUCCCAUUCCCAGGAGAAGGUGCAAAAGGGGAGGAAGAUGGCAAAGAGCAUGUUGAUCGACGGAGUAAAAAGAAAAGCAAAUCCUUGCCAACUAAAGGGAAAUUGACAACAAAGGAUAGUCAUGUGUGUUCCUGGGAAAUCGCAGGAGAUGAGGAGUUAACUCUUCUUGUCAAUUGCAGUCACCAAGGCAACAACUACUGGUGCAAGUACACUGGGAGACCACAGAUCUGCCCGCAAUACACUGCCAAAGCUGGGCAGUACUGGAAACAGGUCAUCGGCAAAGUGAAAAGGAAGAAGCACGCCUGCGAGGGCGAUAAAACCCUCAAAAACAGAAUCUGCAAAACUGGAUCCACAGAAUCACAGAUGAAACUGACCGCGAAGAGUUCGGAGACGGGCAAGCGAGGGGACAGAGGAAUUGCACGUAAAAAGGCUUCCGCAAAAGUGCCACCGGGGAAGAGAAACUUGUUAGACCAAGGUGACACCACUGAGAAACCACUUAAAAACAAAAGGAAACCCAAAGCGGGAAACUCUCCAAAGAAGGAAGCACCAACCCCAGCAGAUGAAGUGAACGAUGAGAACUCUGAGUUGCAGGAGGAGCUGUCUCAAGUUUACUGUGCUGAACAGUGGCACUCCCUCUGCUCAUUCUUUGUCACUCUGUGGAAUGGCUAGUGCAUAGAUUCCUCUUCUUUAGUUAGAGUAAAGUUAGUAUGUACCAUGUUUAACUCCAUUGCACCAAUGCAAACCAUGUAACUCCUCCCGAGUAAUUAAUAUGAAUUAAUGAACAGAAAAAGAAAGGCUUUUGAGUUCAGUUUCCUAAUACACCUUGACUGUUCAGAUACUAUGCUGAUUUAUGCUGAACUUUUUUUUGUUAAAUGAAUUGAGCUUUGAAUAUUAUCUUUAUGAAUUUUAACCACGUAUCAUUUAAGUAAAACACGCUUUAUUUUG
Callorhinchus milii (elephant shark) is the source of this 1176-nucleotide messenger RNA. It is a transcript of the gene fgfbp3, whose product is annotated as fibroblast growth factor binding protein 3. Gene Ontology annotation, biological process: cell-cell signaling. The record is from RefSeq and is a predicted model, not a curated record. Gene Ontology annotation, molecular function: growth factor binding. NCBI's taxonomy places the organism in Eukaryota, Metazoa, Chordata, Chondrichthyes, Chimaeriformes, Callorhinchidae. Bases 184 to 900 code for a protein of 238 amino acids. The transcript has 2 exons.